Messenger RNA from Camellia sinensis, 2339 nucleotides. Its product is annotated as LEAF RUST 10 DISEASE-RESISTANCE LOCUS RECEPTOR-LIKE PROTEIN KINASE-like 2.5. Gene Ontology annotation, molecular function: ATP binding; protein kinase activity. NCBI's taxonomy places the organism in Eukaryota, Viridiplantae, Streptophyta, Magnoliopsida, Ericales, Theaceae. The record is from RefSeq and is a predicted model, not a curated record. Gene Ontology annotation, biological process: protein phosphorylation.
AUCAAAAUGAGUCUGUCACUCAGUCAAUUGCUGGUCAACGAGGAAGCUGAGAAGGAAACCCCAAUCAAUUCCAGAGCAGCCAACGACUCCCAACUCCAAAUGCUACGCUUAGCAAGUCGUUGGAUAACACAAGUAGGAAGAGCAUUUCCUUAUUCUCUGCUAUGGUGGUUUAUUUUCGUUUGCUGAAUUGGGUAUUUCGAAUGGGUUUUCCUCCAUUUUUUCUUUCUUUGUUGUCUCCCAUUUUAGUGAUUGUUCACUCUACUUGGCAAGACGACAAGUACCAACAUGGUUGUCCACAGUCCUUCAACUGUGGAAAACUUGGGCCUAUCAAAUUCCCUUUCUCCAACGGCACAUAUCCCGGAUGUGGGUUGUGUACUGUCAAUUGUAGCGAACCAGUACCAAUAAUCUAUUUGGGGUGGACGCACCAACCGUAUGAAGUUAAGGAAUUCUUGAAUGAUGAAGCUGUAAAUGUUAGUGACAAAUAUCUACGAAAGCUCAUAAGCUCUAAUUUGCCACAUUUUCAGUAAAAUUUCUUUUUCCCUAUCCUACUCGUUCUAUUUCCUAUACAAUCUCUCCCAACCUCUCCUCCUUGUUCAAAUGCCCUACAAACGGCAGCAGUAAACCUCAACUGCAGACAGAAGUUUACAGUUUCAGCAACUGCACAGGCUACACUGUCUACUAUACAGAUCCUAAUCAACAUACUCCAACUCCUGCCAAUAUUUCACCUGACUGUGUGGUUAUUCAACUACCAAUGCUGCCAUCAAUCCGGAAUCAAAACGUCAGUGAUCUAUUUUCACUAUUGGCUUAUGAAUUCACUAUCGGGUUGCAUGUGUCAAAGGAAUGUUACGAGUGUCACCAUAAUGGAGGCCAAUGUCCAUCUCCCGGCCUCGGAGAGUUCCAUUGCAUAAAGGAUGAAGGGAGCAAAAGGAACUUGGAAGUAGAAGUUGCAAUAGGUGUUUCAGCUGCUGGUAUAGUGAUAGCAAUAGUCCUGUUCUGCUGUAUUUGGAGGUACUCAUCAGGUAGAUCAAUGAUCUUUUGGAAGAAGGCAAAUGAAACCCAUCAAAAUGUUGAAGCAAUUCUAAAGAACUGUGGUGCCCUUGCUCCAAAAAGAUACAGUUAUUCAUGUGUAAGGAAAAUGACCAACUCCUUCAAAGAAAAAAUAGGUCAUGGUGGGGUGUACAAAGGAAAGUUGAAAAAUGGUAACCCCAUUGCAGUGAAGUUCCUAAAUGAAUCAAAAGGUAAUGGGGAAAAAUUUAUUAAUGAGGUCACAAGUAUUAGUAGGACUUCCCACAUUAGCAUUGUCAAUCUUAUGGGUUUUUGUUUCGAGGGUCACAAAAGAGCUCUCAUCUAUGGGUUCAUGCCUAAUGGUUCUUUGGAGAAGUUCAUAAAUGAUGAAAGCACCUCGACAAAGCAGCAGUUAGGGUGGGAAACAUUGUACCAAAUUGCAAUUGGCAUUGCUCGAGGAUUAGAGUACUUACACUGUGGUUGUUACACAAGAAUCUUGCAUUUUGAUACAAAGCCUCAUAAUAUUCUUCUAGAUGAAGACUUCUGCCCAAAGACCUCUGAUUUUGGUCUUGCUAAACUAUGCCCUAAAAAGGAAAGUAUCAUAUCUAUGUUGGGCACAAGAGGGACAAUCGGUUAUAUUGCUCCAGAAGUAUUUUCUAGAAACUUUGGAGGUGUCUCUCACAAGUCGGACGUCUAUAGCUAUGGAAUGAUGAUUUUAGAGAUGGUUGGAGGGAGAAAGAAUGUUGAUUGUGGAGUUGAUUAUACCAGUGAAAAAUAUUUCCCAAAUUGGAUAUACAAGCCUCUUGAACUGGAACAGGAAAUUGGACAGCAUCGUAUCAUGAAUGAAGAGGAAAAUGAAAGAGUAAGAAAGAUGACAAUAGUUGGUUUGUGGUCCAUACAGACUGAUCCUUCAAGAUGGCCAAUGAUGAGUAGGGUGGUAGAUAUGUUAGAAGGGAGCCUAGAGUCCCUGCAAAUCCCAACAAGGCCUUUCCUGUCUUAUACCCCAAGAGCACCGGUAGAUGCUUCAACUACAGAUAAUUUAUCAUCCUUGUUAAGGGAAUCAUUGUAGAAUAGGAAAAUUUACUUGGUUUAUUCCUCUCAAAUAGUUUGAUCUAAGGAUUGCCGUAAAUUAGUUGAAUAGGUGGUUGAUGCCUAUUAUUUUCAAAAGAAAUCAUAUUAUGAUCCAUUAAUGUAUAUCUGGUUUCAUAGCUAGGUGCAUGUGAAUGUCUAUAUGCUGCAGCUCUACAUUAUGGAUUAGUUUUCCACUAAUGCUCUGUUUGUGUUUUGUGGAAACAAUUUUUUGUGGCAAAAUUUUUCAAUAAAAUGUUUUUCGU